Symsagittifera roscoffensis is the source of this 2932-nucleotide messenger RNA. Its product is annotated as gamma-aminobutyric acid receptor subunit rho-2-like. The record is from RefSeq and is a predicted model, not a curated record. Gene Ontology annotation, biological process: nervous system process; regulation of membrane potential; signal transduction. The coding region runs from base 1539 to 2777 and encodes 412 amino acids. The transcript has 3 exons. Gene Ontology annotation, cellular component: GABA-A receptor complex; plasma membrane; neuron projection. NCBI's taxonomy places the organism in Eukaryota, Metazoa, Xenacoelomorpha, Acoela, Convolutidae. Gene Ontology annotation, molecular function: chloride channel activity; extracellular ligand-gated monoatomic ion channel activity; GABA-A receptor activity.
ACUCAAUUUUAGGACCCAACCCAACACUUGAACCAAAUAACCUCAAAAGUUUAACUACUACACUUGUGUUAUAAUAACUACAUUUAUUUUGCUUGUCAAAACGACUAAAAUACUUUGUUUAUAGCAUGUUAAACGCAUUUUCUAGCAUGUACUGCCAGAAGUUAUUUUGAAUUCCAGUAAUUUCACCUUCACAAAUUUUAUGAGAAAGUGUUGACUUGGAUCCCACGAUUUCCUUUACGGUACAAAUUUAUUACCUGUUGAUAAUCUGACAACUUGUUCAAACUUUCGUUCAAGUACUGAUUUUUCAACUGAACAGAAAAUUUUGUUUGCCGGUAAAUUUUAGUUUUUCUGUUUCAUAUAACAUUUAUUGUAAAAGUUAUAUAUAUUUUUUUUUGCGUUGGUUGUUUUGAAAGAUAAUUACAACUGUUUCGCUUGUUGCUUGAUUUUUUAAUCAAAAUUACUUUUUAGGCUGCGUGUUUCUAUUCAAGCAGUUUAAUUUCUCAAUCUAAUUGGCUCAAAACGUACAAUCUACUUGGCUAUAUAAUUAAUUCCUGUUUGCUACUUUGAUAUGGAAGAAUUCAACAUUUACUAUAAUUUUUUGUCAUGCUAUGUCUGCAUUGGGUAAAAAUAUGUAUUUUUUCGCUUUUAAAUCAAGCAGGCAGGCAAAGAACUCCCUUGAGUGAAAUUCAUCCCAAAAUCGAUAUAGCUUUUAUUGCCAUUUGUUAAAAUUCUGUCUGCUGUUGUAUAAGACAACAAAAUUAAACUGAGGAAAAAGCCUACUUUGCUGAUAUAAGUAACUAACUGAAGACUGAUUUUAAUUUAAAUCCCUAAAAAUCAGAACAUUUUUGUCAAAGUGUGUGUUGAAGUUACAGCCAUAGACCUUGUUAUCAACUUGAUUAGAGGCAGCUGAGCUUUAUCUCAAAUCAGCAAGUUUUUUGUUUUUCUGAUGACAAUGACGAUGACCAUCAAUCGAUGCAAUCACGAAAUUAUCUAGAAAGAUAAGGUCGGAGCUGAAUUUAAAACAACGGGUGACUCAAAACUUCGUACAUUAUCUUCCUUGUUCCGUGUUUCAUAUACAGAACAAAAGGAAGUUAUUUGACGUCACUUUUUUCCGAGCUAUUUUAAUUUAUGAGUGAUUCUGUUUUCGAGCUACUGUACUUCUGUUUUAUUUUAUUGUUUUGCGAUAUUCAAAUUUCAGUUUUGAAUUGAAUUAUUGAAUUAUACUCCAAAAAGCACGAAGUAUCACUAAUGAAAUUUCCUUCCCCUGGGAGCUGAUUUUUCCCUUCAAUGACCGAUGCAAAAAAACUUAUCAAUUGAUAGCCUUUCGCAAUGCUGUUUUAAGCUUCAGUUAUUUAGAACAAAGAAAGAAAUAAAAAAGGAAAUGGAUUUUCAAGUGAAAGAGCAACAAUUAUCACCUUACAUUCUUCAAAUAGGAGUUCUCCAAAUUUUUCGUUUGAUUUAACCAAAUUUGAAGCGGAAAUAAAGAAUACCACUCUGUGCUAUUACAACUGAAUUUUUUGAGCUGAAAAAAUUUGAAAAUGAGUUCAAAAAUGAGCUCAUUAGUGAAUUUACUUCAUUUGAGCUUCGUGGUUCCAAAACUGAUUAUAAUUUUUGUCACUUGGCCGCUUUUAAUCGAUAGCGGAAUUCAGCACAAGUCGAACGUCAUUUACAUGACAGAGGGAAUCCCUUUAGAUUUUGUACGAGACAAACAGUUCCUCAUUGAAAAACGAAGUCUCCCCCCAAGUGUGACCUCGACGUUGGAUAUCGGGGUGAAAAUAGCCAUGGAAAGUAUCACAGAUAUCACCAAUAUCGAUUCAACAAUUGACCUUUACAUGACUCAAAUAUGGAACUCAAAUCAAACGAGAAAUGAGUCCUUAAAAUUAAGCGGCGAAGACAUCGCCAAUUUCGGCUGGACCCCUGACACCUACUUUAUACUGGCUAAAACAGUAAUCUAUAACAACAUAGCUCAAUAUUUACAUUUCGAGACUUCGGGCCAAGUGACGUUUGACCAGAAAAUAAGAGUUACGGCUCCUUGCAAGCCGGAUAUCUGGUACUUUCCCUUCGACAAUACAAGUUGUCGGAUCAUUCUGUCGAGUUACGGUUUCUCCAAGGAGUUCAUAUCUCUGCACUGGAUGGACGCCGGCGUGGAGUUCCCAGUCGCUUACGACAAACUGUCGGAGCUGGGUUAUGAGAUCCUGAACAUGUCGGUGUCCACUUAUGAAGCUGCCUAUGGCAAACAGCACUUUGUAAUCCUGGAAGCUCUGAUCAGUCUGAGACGCAUCAGCUCCAUCUACCUGUACCAGGUGUACGUGCCAGCAGCCUCGCUAGUACUAGUCAGCUGGGUCACUUUCUGGAUCAAUGGAGACAACGCUGGAACCCCCGCCAGAGCGUCAGUCGGGGUGAUGACAGUUCUUUCCAUGCUCACUAUCUGCAGAGGUCAAACGGACACGACUAACAUGGCAGUGAGUCGGGAACCGAGACUGCUCGACGUCUACAUCUGGGCCAGCUUCAGCUUCGUCAUCGCCGCCAUGAUCGAGUUCGCCCUGUCCGACUUCUUCCGAGAUCCCAACUUCGGCGCCCCCGGAAUAUCCCCCCUCCACAUCCCCAGAUACAAGAGGACUAAUCUGAAGAUAGACAGAUGUGCCCAAAUAGGGUUCCCACUCUCUUUUUUACUCUUCAAUGUGGUCUACUGGGGCUACGUGUUUUGGCACACGCAGAAGUUCGCGUCUCUAGCCAAUAAUUGGGAGGGUGAUACAAUGAAAGCAACUGACCUUUGAACUUUGACCCUUAUCUAUGAUAUAAUCUGAAUAAUGUACUCUGCUAAAAUUUUGCAGUUAGUUAGCUCUGUUUUUAUCACUUUUGUGCAAUUUUGAUUCAAAAUUAGGCAAAUUUUUGUAGAAUUUGUAUUUUAUUUUAGGUAAAAUGACUUUCU